This is a messenger RNA of Verticillium dahliae VdLs.17, 972 nucleotides long. RefSeq names its product endoglucanase-5. The record is from RefSeq and is a predicted model, not a curated record. Lineage: Eukaryota; Fungi; Ascomycota; Sordariomycetes; Glomerellales; Plectosphaerellaceae. The transcript is spliced from 4 exons. Gene Ontology annotation, biological process: carbohydrate metabolic process. Gene Ontology annotation, molecular function: cellulose binding; cellulase activity. The coding region runs from base 1 to 972 and encodes 323 amino acids. Gene Ontology annotation, cellular component: extracellular region.
AUGCACACCCAGUCAUACCUGAGCCUUGCUCUGGCCCUUGCGGCCCCAGCCGUCGUCAACGCCGUCUCUGGUAGCGGCCAUUCGACGAGGUACUGGGACUGCUGCAAGCCCUCCUGCGCUUGGAGCGGCAAGGCCUCCGUCUCGGCCCCUGUCUUGACCUGCGACAAGAACGACAACCCGCUGACCGAUCCCAAUGCCAAGAGUGGUUGCGACGGUGGUGGUGCCUUCUCUUGCACGAACAACUCGCCCUUUGCCAUCAACGAUGACGUCGCCUUUGGUUUUGCCGCCACGGCCAUCAACGGUGGUUCCGAGGCCAGCUGGUGCUGUGCCUGCUAUGCUCUCACAUUCACGAACGGCCCCGUCGCCGGUAAGAAGAUGGUCGUUCAGUCUACCAACACUGGUGGCGACCUGGGCAACAACCACUUCGACAUCAUGAUGCCCGGUGGUGGUCUCGGUAUCUUCGACGGCUGCUCCCCACAGUUCGGCGGUAUCCCUGGCGCGCGCUACGGCGGCGUCGGCUCUCGUUCCGAGUGCGAUGGUAUGCCGGGCCUCCUCAAGGACGGCUGCCAGUGGCGCUUCGAUUGGUUCAAGAACGCCGACAACCCCGACUUCACAUUCGAGCAGGUGCAGUGCCCCAGCGAGCUGGUCGCCAUCUCGGGAUGCCGCCGUGCCGAUGACAAGAACUUCCCCGCGUUUAACAUGAUCGGAAACUCGGCGCCCAAGCCCACGACCAGCAAGGCCGUGACGACAAGCAAGCCUGCCACUACUAGCAAGCCCGUCACGACCAUCAAGCCUGCCACGACCAGCAAGCCCGCUAAGACCAGCAAGCCCGCAGGCGGCUCUCCAUCUGAGCCCCUUGUGGCUGCUUACGGCCAGUGCAACUCGGAGAAGAGCUGGGCUGCGGCCAAGCCGUGCGCAAAGGGACUCCGUUGCGUCAAGCAGAACGACUGGUACUCUCAGUGCCUGCCUUAG